This is a messenger RNA of Monascus purpureus, 399 nucleotides long. NCBI's taxonomy places the organism in Eukaryota, Fungi, Ascomycota, Eurotiomycetes, Eurotiales, Aspergillaceae. The record is from the annotation of a GenBank genome assembly.
AUGGCUACUCCCUCUUCCCCGACUGUCUCAGACCGCGAAUCUCCCACUCCCAACCACCAGCCCACAGCAACAAUGGGCGGAGCCAGCUCCAGACCCACCCCCGCCAACAACGCCGGCGGCGGCUCUGGCAUGGGCGACAAGGGCUUCAUGAAGGGGAAUAGAGGCGGACAUGUUUCCGCCCAAACCCCCCAACAAACAAUAUACAGCUUCCUCAGUCUCAAAAGCCAAAAAGGAGAAGGCGAGAGGUACCUUGAUCGACGCUAUAGGGAGACCAACGGGGGUACGACCAUGGGGCCGCCGACGUGCGAAACUGAGGAUCAUAGUUUUAUGGAGCAUACACCGGGUUGUCCGUCGACGUUGCCCGGGUGGGGGAAGUUGAAGCAUGCUGGGGAGAUGUGA